Messenger RNA from Ornithodoros turicata, 2056 nucleotides. RefSeq names its product TNF receptor-associated factor 6-like. The record is from RefSeq and is a predicted model, not a curated record. Gene Ontology annotation, molecular function: protein binding; zinc ion binding. The transcript is spliced from 13 exons. Lineage: Eukaryota; Metazoa; Arthropoda; Arachnida; Ixodida; Argasidae. Bases 188 to 1675 code for a protein of 495 amino acids.
AGUGCGCUUCGCAACACGACUAUGUUUGUUUUUGUCCCUGUACGUUGCUCAUCUGGCGUGGACUAUUCACCGUGAGUCACGCUCUUCUAUCCGCUGCCAGACACCGCCUAGCCUAGCCUUGCCGGCCUUGCUCGUUGUUGUGCAAUCGACGCUGCGAAGAUACGGGGCACUCAAGGCUAGAAAAACUAUGCCUGUAGACUUCCUCGUCAAGUCAGUUGAGGGACUCCCAGAGGGCCUAUGCGUUCCUUUCGUGGAUUCCGUAUCCCCGGACCUUCGCUGUUCGCUGUGUAGCGGUAUCACUGAACGUGUCAUGUCUGACCCUGAAGGUCACAUCUACUGCCCUCCAUGUGUCGCACUCUUGACCGAUAAGGACAACAUGUUUACGUGCAGCGUCUCCAAUUUUUCCGUAGGGAGAGGAAUGCUGAUGGAGAAACGGGAGAUUGCGAAUACUGUCAAAGGGUUAAUGGUGCUGUGUCCGAACAAUUGCUCCUUCCGAAGCUCACUGGGAGAGUUGAAGACACAUUUCCAGCGCUGUGGAGCUGCCCAACGGGAUUUGGUGUCAUGCCCACUUUGUGCAGAUAUGCUUCCAAAAAAGGAACUUGGGCCACACUGCAUGGAGUACUGUAAGAACAGAAUGGCGCCCUGCCCUUUCUGCCGAUGCUCCAUAACAGUUUCUUGUAUGGAACAACACAAGCUCUCAUGCGAUAGCCGGCCAGACUCCUGUGAAUAUUGCAGGCAAAGUUUUCCGACGCACAGAGACCUACGACAAGACCACCUGCCCUACUGCGAGUACAGGCCGAAUCCUUGUGCAUACCAGCCGCUCGGUUGCGACUUUAAAGGUGUUCCUUCGGCCCUUCGAGAACACGAAGCACAAACGAGCCACGGAGACCUUGUCUGUAAGCGAUCCUACGCGAUGGAUACAGCAUUGAAGGACACAAAGAAGCUCUUCAAUGAAGAACAUGAACGCCUUCGGACGUCACUCGAUGAACUCUUCGCUAAAAACAUGACUUUGGAGACCACUGUUCAGGAGCUUCAGAAACAACUUGAGGAGAAAAGCCGUCAAUCGGCGGAGAUGUGUGCAAGAUUCGAAAACCUACUUCAAGGUGUGCAGGCCCAAGUCAAGAAGACUCAAGAAGGUGUUGGAGAGUGUCGGCAGUCGUUUCAAACAGCCAUGAAAGAGUUGGCGCUCAUCGGUCCAGAAUUCAAGCACGUCUGGAAGAUUCAGCCCUACAGGUACUUGCAACAUGUCACUGAGGCUGCGGAAAACAAGUACAUCAACAGCACAGUUGUGAGCACUGGAAGUCCUGGCUAUCGUUUCAUGUUCACCUGCAAGCUCACGGGGCCGUACCUCUCUGUAUACAUGAAGAUUCACAGUGGCGAAGACGACGACCUUCUACCAUGGCCAUUUGCUGGACGUAUCAUCGUUACACUGAAGAGCCAAACUGAUCCCCAGAUGGACAUCGAUAGGGUCAUUAACCCUAAAGUACCGGACAUCGCAGACUGCUUCAAGAAGCCGCAGAGUUGUGGCUAUAAUGCCAAAUUCGGGUUCACCGAAUUCGCGCGAAUUCCGUUAAUAGAAAACGUGCGCAAAGGCUUCCUCGUGGAUGACUGCAUCGUGUUGCAAUUCAGCAUUCUCCCUAGUGUGGAUCCACCUGUGGAACCUUCAGCUGAAUGAUAUGUCCCGCUAUUGCUCUCUCUUUCAUCCCCGCACUUUGGACGGAGAAGGGAUCCGUCGUUCUUGUUUCUGACCGAAUGUAAACAGGUGGUUAACUGUACCGCGGUGGCAAAAAAAAAAAAAAAGAAAAAAGUUCAACGCAAAUUCUGUGCUGCGUUUAGAGUGCAUAGCACCCCACGGUCGUACUGUUAGUAUAGUCUUUUGUGUGUUCUUAUUACUCUAUUCAGUUAGGUUUCUUUAAUCAUAACAUACCUGUGUCCCUGUUAUCCGAUCUCUUAAGUUGAGUUGUGUGUUUGUGGUGGAGUAGCUCCGCUUGUAGCCAAGGGCAUAAUUGUGAUUUCUGCGGUAUCACCAAUAAAAGCUGAAAUUGUGGCCUGCCAA